CACAAAUUUUCUUUGACUUUCGGCAAGCUUCUUCUAAAGAUACUUUCCUUCUUUUUCAACUUUCCAUAUAAUUCAUUCAACACAAGUCUCGAUUUUCGAAUACAAAAGCACUCAUCGAAGCUUAAACUCAAUCGCGGUUUAUUCUAAAAUGGAUGUUUCUUCUUCUUCGGCGAGUAACGCCGCUGAGUUCGAUUACUUGUUCAAGCUUCUUAUGAUUGGUGAUUCUGGUGUUGGCAAAAGCACGCUGCUUCUGAGAUUCACUUCUGAUAACUUCGAAGAUCUUUCUCCCACUAUUGGUGUAGACUUCAAAGUUAAAUAUGUUACACUUGGUGGAAAGAAGUUAAAACUUGCUAUAUGGGACACGGCUGGACAGGAAAGGUUUAGAACACUUACUGGUUCAUAUUAUAGAGGUGCACAAGGAAUAAUUAUGGUAUACGAUGUAACGCGACGUGAAACUUUUACAAAUCUAUCUGAUAUAUGGGCUAAAGAAAUUGACUUAUACUCAACAAAUCAAGAUUGCAUCAAGAUGCUUGUUGGAAACAAAGUUGACAAGGAAAGUGAAAGGGCUGUUACCAAAAAGGAAGCGGUGGACUUUGCAAGGCAAUAUGGGUGCCUCUAUACUGAAUGCAGUGCAAAAACUCGAGUAAAUGUUGAGCAGUGUUUUGAGGAGCUUGUAAUGAAGAUUUUGGAUACACCAAGCCUCUUGGCCGAGGGCUCAUCUGGUGUGAAAAAGAACAUCUUCAAGCAGAAACCGCAAGAGUCUGAUGCAUCACCUAGCAGCUGUUGCUCAUGGUGAUUAUGAUGUUUUUAUGGAGCUGUCACCCUUCACUUUUCAGUAUGAUGUGAAUUUCAAGUGCUAUGAAAUUUCAUUGCAUGUACCAAAAAAUUAAUUUCGUUAGUCUGUAUAUCAUGAUCAAUCUUCAGAAUUUGCCUACUUUUUUAAUGCUUUGAUGUUCAACAUACGAAAUCUGUCUCUACAUAGGAAAGUAAUGUAUAUGCUUGAGUUCUAUCCCUCA
Medicago truncatula (barrel medic) is the source of this 1016-nucleotide messenger RNA. RefSeq names its product ras-related protein RABC1. The record is from RefSeq and is a predicted model, not a curated record. The transcript is spliced from 6 exons. Lineage: Eukaryota; Viridiplantae; Streptophyta; Magnoliopsida; Fabales; Fabaceae. Bases 149 to 796 code for a protein of 215 amino acids. Gene Ontology annotation, molecular function: GTPase activity; GTP binding.